AUGGUAGAGUUUGCCAUUAACAACUCGGUGCAUGCGUCCACGACACAUACACCGUUUUACGUGAAUGGCUUACGCCAUCCGCGUGUACCCACCUUACUAGAGUGUAACUCUGGUUUAAGGGGGGGAGGGACUCGCGCAAGCAAAAACCGAUUUGGUUCACGCUCAUCACGCUCUGGCGACGAGGUCAUUGCGUCUGAUGCCGAUAUCGAUAACAUCGGCAUCGAAGAAGAUGAUGCCAGUGAGAGUGCGGAAGCCCUCACUGAAGAAGAUGAUCCCAGUGAGAGUGCGGAAGCCCUCACUGAAGAAAAGGUUGAUGUUGCUGCAGUGCGCUCACAGCGCACUGAAGCUAACGAGUCAUCAGAUGAGUUCAUACUGGCUCGUGAAACGGUAGUCCGUUUUGUGCAAGACUCCAUCGCCGAAGCGGUGGAUAAGCAAAAGCAAAACGCUGACAAGAGUGGAAGGACAAACACUCUUUUAUUUAAUAAAGGUGACUUAGUCCUACUGUCUACGGUUAAUCUACCAAAGCAUGUAGUGACUAACUUGGGUAGCAGUAAACUACUACCCAAGUACAUCGGCCCAUUUCGUGUAUUGCACCGCCUAGGCAAUGCAUACACGAUCCAGUUACCACGUAAGAUGCGAACGCAUCCCACGUUUUACGUUGGUCGGCUUAAGCCGUACCAUCAGUACGCUGCUUCUUCCGAUGAAGAACGCCCUUGUGCUCAAGCAUCUCGCAGAGAGCCUUGUGCUACCGAUGGUGGGCAUCAACAAGGAUCUGAAGAGCAGUUAUCUCAGCCCGAGACCGAUCAGCAAUCCCACGAGCUACCCUUAGCUCGUCACGAAGAGAUGUCAAAUCUCUCUCGUUCUCAAGCUGGGCAAACUCAGCUCGAUGCUUCGAGGCAGUGUCCGCCAUUUGGAGACGCCUGUCCCGCUCAUGUUCGAGAUCGCCGCGUAACCCUUGCGUUACGCGAUCAAAGAAACUCUCGGGAACACACCGAUCCACAUGAUCGUGUGGAGAGCGUCUUCCCUCCUCCUUCACCGCCAUUAGAGGACUCUCGCGGUGGCCAGCUCUAUCUGGUUGAGCAGCUGUUAAACCACCGCGACGUAAACGGACGUGGGACGAGUUAUCUCGUCCGGUGGUGCGGCUAUCCCCCGUCCUGGGAUACUUGGGAGCCCCUCUCCCAACUGAUGAUCGACGUACUGGGUCUGGUUGAGCAGUACGACGCGGCACAUCCUGUGCCGCAGAAGGACCGCCGAAGAAAGUCUUUCCGACACGGUCGUAAAGGGAUUUCAGGUUGUCAAUCCCUUCAUACAACUCACUAG
Peronospora matthiolae is the source of this 1320-nucleotide messenger RNA. The record is from the annotation of a GenBank genome assembly. NCBI's taxonomy places the organism in Eukaryota, Oomycota, Peronosporomycetes, Peronosporales, Peronosporaceae.